Messenger RNA from Paraphaeosphaeria sporulosa, 1540 nucleotides. Its product is annotated as DUF605-domain-containing protein. Gene Ontology annotation, cellular component: multivesicular body. NCBI's taxonomy places the organism in Eukaryota, Fungi, Ascomycota, Dothideomycetes, Pleosporales, Didymosphaeriaceae. The record is from RefSeq and is a predicted model, not a curated record. The transcript is spliced from 2 exons. The coding region runs from base 54 to 1415 and encodes 453 amino acids. Gene Ontology annotation, biological process: late endosome to vacuole transport via multivesicular body sorting pathway.
UCCCCGCACAUCUCAAGCAGUCGCGAUCCUCGUUGCUCUCCAUCGCGCACACCAUGGCAGAAAGCAUACCUGCGAAGCUGAAGGCUGCCCAGAUCACGCCCUUCGUUCAACGGGCGGCACAGCUGGAGCGCUUCAAGCCAUUCAUCACCUACUGGCUGAGAUACUACAUAAUUCAAAAGAUAAUCGCUGCUGGUCUCCAUACGGCCGAUGCAGAAUGUACCACCUACACAGCGAACCUGAUGGACCAGCUUGAGCAGACCAAGGCUGCGAACCCGGAUGAAGAUGCCUUGCACGACGAGACAGCCGCCCAGGCGUACUGUGAACAAUUCGCCUUCACCACUUUCGCGAAAGGAGAGAAGGACAUGACCGCCAAUGCUGUGACUAAGAAUACUGCAGACACACUUUUAGCGGCCGCGACCUUCUUCGAGAUGCUCACCAUAUGGAAGAAGGACCCCGAAUCCGAAAUCAAAUCGAAACAGAAAUUCGCAAAGUAUCACGCCGCGCGUAUCCUCAAAGCCCUUCGCAAUGGAGAAGAUCCGAACGUCACGAAUCCCGCCCAUGAGACGCCGGCAAUAGGCUCGCCCUCCGCGCUGGACCCGAAUGACCCUGAGGUUCAGAAUCUGGCUCCGGACACUGCAAGCCCUUCAACACGAAAUCCAUAUCAGCCUUAUGUUGAAUCAGCUCCUGAUACCACAGCACAACCCUCGCCUACGAUCUCGGCGCCAAAGGUCUCUCCUCCACCAAUGCUACCUUCCGCGCCCACGGACUACUCCGCACAUCGCGACGUCUCUCCCAUUUCGCAGCCAGGCAACAAUUCGCGACAAGGAUCUGUAGUAUCUGAAGGCGGUGGCUACUUUCCGAGGGUCAAUGUUCCAACCUUUACGGCCGACACCGCAGCACCAAACCUACCUACAGCACCUUCCGUCGAAGACGAGCCAAUGGGCGGCAAUCCAUUUGAUCCUUCAUCUCUUGCGUCGUCUCUACCCACGGGUCCACAGAUACCGCAAUCUCCACAAGCACCAAGUCCUCAGGAUUAUUACCAUAAAGCAACCUCACCUGCACCACUUGGACAAAAUCCGCAUCAGGCUCCUUCACCGCAGGUUUCCUACCAGCCGUCGCCGAAUCCAUAUGCGACUCCACCUCCACAACCACAGCAACCAGCCUUUCAGCGUCCCCACCAGCCACAUUUCAACAACUCUUUCGCGCCACACCAACCUCAACAUGCGCCUCCUCCCCAUCAGUACACUCAAGCCCCACAAGCUGCUAUGCAUCAAGGUCCGUUCAGAACCGAUGAAGAGGCCCAGAUGGCAGCUGCAAAACAUGCCAAGUGGGCUAUCUCGGCCUUGAACUUUGAAGACGUGAACACUGCAGUGAAAGAGCUGAGAUUGGCGCUUCAGUCAUUGGGCGCAAACUAGUUCAUCUGCUCAUGCUGUAGGAUAUGGUUAGAUGAGUUUAGGAUAUUGCGCUUCACUGUUUGAGGUUGGAAUCUUCGUAUACCCCCCCAAGAGUACAUAGAUCGUAUAAAUAAAAGCUUCACCAU